AUGGCGCGUCCAUAUACCCAUCGACUGUUCCUGUGGACGCUCGCUCUGGCUCUGACCGGCAUCGUGUCUGUGUUCUUCCACAAGCCGGGCCAGCUGUCCGGCUGGCCCUGGCAGGCGAUGGAUGUCAAUGACGCAACGGUGCAACCCCCGCCUCGCACCAACACCCUAAUCCUGUCCAGCUGGCGGUCUGGCUCGUCCUUCCUGGGCCAGCUCUUCAACCAGCACCCUGGCGUCUUCUAUCUGAUGGAGCCCAUGAAGCACAUUUGGACCAAGUUGUCCAAAUUUCGUGAGUCGGCGCUGCGAGGCGCCACGCGCGACCUGCUGCGCUCGCUGUCCGCCUGUGACGAGACGGCCUUCCAGUUCUACAUCGACAACCCCCGCCGACUCAACUCGCUCUUCAUGUUCCACACCAGCGCGGCGCUCUGCACUGUCCCCGCGUGUCCGGCCGCGGCGGCCGCGGUGGCCAACAACAGCGCGGGCAUCCCGUGCUGGCGAUCGUGCGGGAGCGCCCCCUUCGAGGGGAUCGGCCGCGCGUGCGAGCAGAGGCGGCACAUGGUGAUCAAGAGCGUGCGCUUCUUCGACAUCAGCUCUCUCCGUCCCCUCGUCGCGGACCCGGCGGUGCGUCUCAAGAUCAUCCACCUCGUCAGGGACCCGCGCGCGGUCCUCUCGUCGCGACGCAAGCUCAAUGGUUACUCCCUGGCGGGUGACGACCAAAUGGUGCUGGGCCGCGCCAAAGUCGACCAGCAGUUGGACGCCGUCGAGGUGAUGAAGAUGAUCUGCCGCGGCAUGGACGACAUCGGCGCCGGCGUCGCGGAGGAGGACGCGGCGAGCAGCGUGGGCGGUCGACGAGGAGGGGAGGGAGGAGCGGCGUGCUGAGAGGACGCCUACAUGGCAGUGCGCUACGAGGACCUGGUGAGCAGGCCCGAGGAGACGACGCGAGACAUGUUCCGCUUCGCUGACAUUGAGCUGCCCGCUGCCGUGCUGUCCUGGGUGCGGGACAUGACCCAGGGUCAGAGGGAGGGGCCCGGAGGGUUCGUGGUGGAGAGUUUGCGCUCGCUCGCCGUGGCGCGCAAGUGGCGGUGGAGCAUGAGCUUCGAGGACGCGCGCGCCGCGCAGAGCGCGUGCCGCGGCGCCAUGCAGAGGUUCCGAUACCGCGAGUUCGCCAGCGAGAGGGAACUCCGCAACGCGAGCAUCGAUGCCUUCUACUGA
This is a messenger RNA of Lethenteron reissneri (Far Eastern brook lamprey), 1209 nucleotides long. RefSeq names its product carbohydrate sulfotransferase 4-like. Gene Ontology annotation, molecular function: N-acetylglucosamine 6-O-sulfotransferase activity. Gene Ontology annotation, biological process: sulfur compound metabolic process; N-acetylglucosamine metabolic process. The record is from RefSeq and is a predicted model, not a curated record. Lineage: Eukaryota; Metazoa; Chordata; Hyperoartia; Petromyzontiformes; Petromyzontidae.